Messenger RNA from Symbiodinium sp. CCMP2592, 1905 nucleotides. The record is from the annotation of a GenBank genome assembly. NCBI's taxonomy places the organism in Eukaryota, Dinophyceae, Suessiales, Symbiodiniaceae.
AUGAAGGAAAUGCUAGCCUUGGGAGAAAAGGUGGCUACCCUCAAGGAGAAGCUUGCUUCUUUGCCGGAAGACAAGAAGGAGCGGGCCAAGGAGACUCUUGGCAUUUCUUCUUCUGCGUUUCUGGACAAACUGAACGAUCUCAAGGGCAAGGUUGAUGUUCUGUACGAGAAGAUCACGGAUAUCUCAGCCCGGGUCGAGGUCAACAAGUCAGUGGACAAAAAGGAUGAGAAGUGCGAAGCCGCCAUCAUGGAUGUCUUGACGAAUGCCAAGUGCAGUGUAUGGAAUGGCUUGGACCGCAGCACUCGGCCCCUCCUUCGCAAGCCGAAGGCUGAAAAGAAGGAAAACGCAGAAUGUCCAAAGAAGCCCUCCGCAACAGCCAAGUUCAUGGCCGAUGCUGUCGGAUCUGGAGUGCCGUGCAAGAAGAUGGUAGACCUUGCAAAAGCAUUGGACGCCGAUGGUUUGGGAGCUUUCCAGAGCGCAGGCUGCGACUUUGUGCAGAAGGUUGCUCGGUUGAAAACCUCUGAUGCUGAAGAAAAGAUGCAUGGCUUGCUGGAAGCUCAUGGUCUUAGCCUGCCCAUUCCUCUUGAUACGAUUAUGAACAAGAAAGAUCUGAACGGGUUUCCUCGGCUGAAGCCUUUGAACAUAUUUGCUUAUAUGGCAGAAACAGGACAUCUCAACAAACUCCUGGGAGGGAGAAGUCCUAAUGCUGCCCAAGGCAUUCUCACUGAGUUUUGGUCAAACUAUCAGAAGAUACAUCCCGACUUUGAGUUGUUCGACAAGGAUGAUAGUAUACUUCUUCAAGACUGUAUCCCCAUUAUGGCACACAUCGAUGGAGGGAGAGGGUACAAGAAAUCGGAGAACAUGAUCUUUGAUUGGAGUGCCGUCAUCGGCAGUGGACGUGGGAAAAAGAGUGGGAAGGAUCCUGGUAUUCGAUCGUUUCGGAAGGUUGGUGACAAAGCUCGACUAGCUCUGCUGGGUCAUUCCUACGAAACCCAUUAUUUAUAUGCUUCCAUGCCGGCUGCUUUUCACAAAGCAAACGAAAGUGCGUUCCAGCAGCUCUUGGAAACAUUUGCUGAAGACUUACUUGAAUGUUUCGAGGAGGGCAUUGCGUACCAAGGCCGCGUACUGAGACUAGUACUUUUAGGACUCAAAGGCGAUCUAAAAAUGCAGGUUCGAGCCGGACGAUUGACACGGUGGUAUUCAACGGCUAGGAAGAAGCCCCUUGAUCCUAGCAAGCCCAUGAAAGUGACGGGGCAAUGCUGUCCCUGGUGUCUGGCUGGGGAUAUCAGUCUUCCGUUCGAAGACAUUGGAUCCAAGCUUCCGGCGUGGAAGGUGCAGAAGGAUCUCGAGCAGCAAGCCGGCGUGCCAGAACCACCCUGGACAACGCCAGGAGGUAUGUUACUAUCUUCACUUGGAUACAAGAGGGACCCGGCUAAAUUCUAUUUGCCAGAUCUGUUUCACAUCUAUUUGGCUGGUGUUGGACAAGAUUUUGCAGCAUCCUGUCUGGUGUAUCUGCUGCCUAUCUGCUUUGCUGGUCCAAUGGGAGACAAUUCAGUCGAGGCCCAGCUAGAGAUCUGCACAAAGUCUCUUCAACAGUGGCGAAAAGAAGCCAAGGCCCCAUUGCACCUCACUGUCCUCAACCGUGAGAAACUUACAUAUACGGACAAUACGAAGUACUACCCAACGGGAACCUGGAGCAAGUGUGCGGACACGACAACCCUGGUCAGGUUCAUACAGUAUGUCUGCAGUCAGCACCCAGACAAAUGCAAGCGAGAUGUGGACCCGAUCAUGUUGUACAUGCAGCAAGCUUGCGAUGCAGUUGGAGGCUUCAUGCAGGGCCUUUACAACGCCGACUUGUGGAUUGCUGCUCUCUUGCACAUGCUUUCUUCUAGUCGGUCAAUAUAA